CGUAUUUCCAGUAGUUGAUAGCAUUAUUAAACAUAUCAUUUAUGAGCGCCACCAUCAUCAACAUAAAGAAUAUCUUGAUAAAAAAAAGGGUUCGCAGUGGGUUGAUACAAAAGCAAAAAAAAAACAUGCCAUUACUAGGCGUAAUGAAAAAAGAGAACGCAGGAUGAAAAAAAUCAAAAAAUUAAUAAUGCUUAAAGACCCAAUUAUAAGAAGGCUUCGAUCUCAUGAGAUCGAGCUAAUAAUGAAAGAUAACAGAUAUCACAGCCCAGAAUUAUCAGAAACAGAUCCUGAUGAAUCUAAAAAGCGAAUGGUUGUAAUUCAGGAUCUUCUGUGGCGCUCCUCUAUU
This is a messenger RNA of Ambispora leptoticha, 346 nucleotides long. The record is from the annotation of a GenBank genome assembly. NCBI's taxonomy places the organism in Eukaryota, Fungi, Glomeromycota, Glomeromycetes, Archaeosporales, Ambisporaceae.